Anarrhichthys ocellatus (wolf-eel) is the source of this 662-nucleotide messenger RNA. Its product is annotated as cocaine- and amphetamine-regulated transcript protein-like. NCBI's taxonomy places the organism in Eukaryota, Metazoa, Chordata, Actinopteri, Perciformes, Anarhichadidae. The transcript has 4 exons. Bases 74 to 388 code for a protein of 104 amino acids. The record is from RefSeq and is a predicted model, not a curated record. Gene Ontology annotation, molecular function: neuropeptide hormone activity. Gene Ontology annotation, biological process: positive regulation of MAPK cascade; G protein-coupled receptor signaling pathway; adult feeding behavior.
GCCACAAACAGCUGGAGCAGAGACAGAAACGCAGCUCGCGGAACUUUGUUCUCCUGACUUUUUUUUUGGCAUCAUGUGGGCGCGAGCUGUGCUGCUCGCGGCGCUGCUGUCCGCGCUUUGCCCGACGGGAAGUACGGAAGCCGAGAGGGACGAGAGGGACGUCCAGGACUACGGCUACUCCAACUCCAACAGACUGCUGGGAGCUCUGCAUGAGGUUCUGGAGAAGCUUCAGACGAAGAGGAUCAAUCCGUGGGAGAAGAAGUACGGACAAGUUCCCUCAUGUGACCUGGGAGAACACUGCGCGGUGAGGAAAGGUUCUCGUAUCGGGAAGAUGUGCGAUUGUCCUCGAGGAGCUUUCUGUAACUUCUUCCUGCUGAAGUGCUUAUGAGCCAAUCAGAGCUUGUGUGAAGUAGCUUUAGAGGAGUUAAUCCUUCAUGAAUAUUCAUUGGUGCAUUAAAGGCGUUUUAUCUGAAAACUCUUUGAUUUAUUAAAAUCAUGUUUGAAAUAUUAAACAGGUUUUAUAAUUAUACACGACUCAUUUACAUAUUUAUAAACUGGGAGAAAAAAGUGUUUUUGCUUGUGCUUUAGUCAUUAUUGAACUAGUGCUGGGCAAGUUAACACAUUAUCGCGUUAACGCAGUUUUUUAUUUAUUAUUAAACGAC